CAAUAAAUGAUAGGACUCACUUCAUCCUUCCUCCUCCUCCUCCUCCUCCUCUCUACUACUUCACCGGUGGCUUCUUCCGCCACCCACCGCGCCUGCCACCGCAACCCCGACAUCGUCCACCGGACCUGCCACCACAGCGCGGCCACCGAUCCCAACGUGAACUAUACCCUCUGCGUGGAGUCCCUCGGAUCGUCCCCCAAGAGCAAGAGCGCGAACCUCCGCGGACUGGCGCUCCUGUCGCUGCGGCUCGCCAAGGCCGAGGCGAAGCGCGCCAAAGCCCGCGCGAAGGAGGCGCUUCGGGAAGUCCACGAUGGCGGAGACCGUUACUUGGAGUCGUGCCUGGCGACGUGCCUGGAGCUGUACGCCGGCGCGAACGCUGCCCUGGGCGAGUCCAUCAAGAUGGUGAAGCAGGGGAAGUACGGCGACGCUAACGUGCACGUGAGCGGCUCCGUCGACGCUCCUGGCGUGUGCGAGGGCAGCUUCAAGGAGGGCGGCCGCGCGUCGCCCCUGGGGAAGGAGAACCACCGGUUGUUCCAGUUGACUCUCUCCAUCACCUCCAUGAAUAUUGUGCGUGCUCUUAAUUAAUAAUCAGUUUGGUAAUCAGUUUUUUCGAUUGUCGUAGAUCCUUGGCAAUGAUUGUAGUACUCGAGCUGAUAAGCAAAGUAUUGGAAUAAUUGGUAUACACAUGGUGAUCUGGGUUGAAACUCAC
This is a messenger RNA of Zingiber officinale, 709 nucleotides long. Its product is annotated as putative invertase inhibitor. Gene Ontology annotation, molecular function: enzyme inhibitor activity. The transcript has a single exon. Bases 7 to 585 code for a protein of 192 amino acids. Lineage: Eukaryota; Viridiplantae; Streptophyta; Magnoliopsida; Zingiberales; Zingiberaceae. The record is from RefSeq and is a predicted model, not a curated record.